CUUGACAGCCCUGUUUGCAAAAGCCAAAGGACAGGCUGUCCUCUUCGGGAUUGCCCUGGGGUGGUGGUGCAUUUGAAUCACUGAGCAUCCUGCUUGCCUGCACCUUCCUUGUACCUCCUGCUCCUUGCAUCUCUCCAGUUUGCCUUGCCUUUCCUCCUCGUGUUUCCUCAGCAAUGACCAGCUUGAAGGAAAUCUGUUGUGGUCUUCCUCUAAACCCUUUGCCUGAAAACAAAGGUCGGAGAAAAGGAAUACCCCAUGCACCCGUGAGAACCCCCAAUCUCACUGCUCAGGAGAAGAAGCUGGCUUUGCGCAAUGCCUUGCGUUAUUUCCCACCUGAAGUGCAAAAGAAGCUGGCACCAGAAUUUGCUGAAGAACUCAGGCUCUAUGGCCAUAUCUAUAUGUACAGAUUCUUCCCAGAUAUUGAGAUGAGAGCAUACCCCAUAGGAGAAUACCCUUGCAAGACCAAAUCAGCUGCUGCCAUUAUGCUGAUGAUCAUGAAUAACCUGGAUCCCUCAGUGGCUCAGUUUCCUCAGGAGCUUGUCACUUAUGGAGGAAAUGGGCAGGUCUUCAGCAACUGGGCACAGUUCUGGUUGGUAAUGCACUACUUGUCAGAGAUGACAGAAGAGCAAACACUAGUGAUGUACAGUGGGCAUCCUCUGGGACUCUUCCCCAGCCAUCCCCGUGCUCCUCGUUUAAUCAUUACUAAUGGCAUGGUUAUUCCCAACUAUUCCUCCAGAGAUGAAUAUGAGAAGAUGUUUGCUUUGGGAGUAACAAUGUACGGUCAGAUGACUGCAGGGAGCUACUGCUACAUUGGGCCUCAGGGAAUAGUACAUGGGACUGUGCUCACAGUGCUCAAUGCCGGCCGUCGCUACUUGAAGGCAGAAGACCUGUCUGGGAAGGUGUUUGUGACUUCUGGUCUCGGAGGGAUGAGUGGGGCUCAAGCCAAGGCUGCAGUCAUUGCUGGGUGUGUGGGCAUCAUUGCAGAGGUUGAUGAAGCAGCACUUCUGAAACGUCACAAGCAGGGAUGGCUGAUGGAAAUCUCUAACAACCUGGACCAUUGCAUUGCUCGCCUUAGAGAAGCAAGAAAGAAUAAGAUUGCCCUUAGUUUGGGUUACCAUGGGAAUGUUGUAGACCUAUGGGAGAGGCUGGUCUAUGAGCUGGACAAGACAGGAGAGCUGCUGGUUGACCUGGGCUCUGACCAAACUUCAUGCCACAACCCAUUUAAUGGUGGGUACUAUCCAGUACAGCUUGGCUUUGAGGAAGCAAAGCAGCUCCUUUCCACCGAUCCAGGGAAGUUCCGGACCCUGGUACAAGAGAGUCUGAGGAGGCAUGUGGCCGCUAUUAACAAACUUGCUGAUAAGGGCAUGUUUUUUUGGGAUUAUGGCAAUGCUUUUCUCUUGGAAGCUCAAAGGGCUGGUGCUGAUGUUGAGAAAAAAGGAGCAAAUAAAACAGAAUUUCGAUAUCCUUCCUAUGUUCAGCACAUCAUGGGGGACAUUUUUUCCCUGGGAUUUGGGCCAUUCCGCUGGGUUUGUACCUCAGGUGACCCAAAGGACCUUGCUACGACUGACUCCAUUGCCAUGUCAGUGCUGGAGGACUCAAUACGGAAGGGAGUGAGCACAUCUGUGAAGCAGCAGUACCAUGACAACAUCCGCUGGAUUCGGGAAGCUGGCAGGCACAGCUUGGUUGUUGGCUCUCAAGCUAGGAUCUUGUAUUCUGAUCAGAGGGGUCGCGUGUCUAUAGCUGUGGCUAUUAAUAGAGCAAUUUCUGAAGGAAAGAUUAAGGCUCCAGUAGUCCUCAGCCGAGAUCACCACGACGUGAGUGGGACUGACAGUCCUUUCAGAGAAACGUCAAACAUUUAUGAUGGAUCCGCCUUUUGUGCAGACAUGGCAGUGCAGAACUUUGUGGGAGAUUCGUUCAGAGGAGCGACCUGGGUCGCACUGCACAAUGGUGGUGGAGUUGGCUGGGGUGAAGUGAUCAAUGGGGGAUUUGGCCUGGUGUUGGAUGGGUCGAAGGAGGCUGAAGAACGAGCUAAGAUGAUGCUCAGCUGGGAUGUUUCCAAUGGGGUCGCCAGGCGCUGCUGGUCGGGUAAUGCCUUUGCUUAUGAAACCAUCUGCCAAGCAAUGAAAGAGAACGACACAUUGAGAGUGACCCUCCCUCACAUGGUGGUGGAUGAGAACAUCUUGGAGCAAGCCAUGAAACAUUAGUGGUAUUUCCAAGUGUGAUGUUGUUCUUGCAGAUAUAUUUGAAGUUGCUUCCUUGAUAUGCUAUUCUACUCUCUGGCCAAACGAUAAAAGCCUUGCAUAUGUC
Empidonax traillii (willow flycatcher) is the source of this 2307-nucleotide messenger RNA. RefSeq names its product urocanate hydratase 1 (gene UROC1). Gene Ontology annotation, biological process: L-histidine catabolic process. NCBI's taxonomy places the organism in Eukaryota, Metazoa, Chordata, Aves, Passeriformes, Tyrannidae. The coding region runs from base 174 to 2204 and encodes 676 amino acids. Gene Ontology annotation, molecular function: urocanate hydratase activity. The transcript is spliced from 20 exons. The record is from RefSeq and is a predicted model, not a curated record.